Cercopithifilaria johnstoni is the source of this 222-nucleotide messenger RNA. NCBI's taxonomy places the organism in Eukaryota, Metazoa, Nematoda, Chromadorea, Rhabditida, Onchocercidae. The record is from the annotation of a GenBank genome assembly.
AUGGAAAUCCUUACGGCGAAGUUUUAUUGGAAGCAGGAAAGACCAACGAUCAGGCAAGCCCCUUUGCAUCAAGAUCAAUGUCCAAUGAGUGCAAUGAAAGAGAUGCAUUUUUGUGCUGCGCAAGGUCGUGAUCAUAGGCCAUGUUGUUUACGAAGUGGUAUAACGACAACAUUAGCUGGUGCAAAAUGUCUCACAUUUUGUGAUCAAAGGCCUGGUAAAUAA